Molecule: messenger RNA, 489 nt
Organism: Lodderomyces jiufengensis
Lineage: Eukaryota; Fungi; Ascomycota; Pichiomycetes; Serinales; Debaryomycetaceae
Exons: 1
Coding region: 1-489 (162 amino acids)
Source: RefSeq, a predicted model, not a curated record
AUGGACCACAAUUAUAAGAGCUGGUUCAAUCCUACUGAAGACGAAUUAAAACUUCCUCCUAGUCUUAAAUUUAAAUUUGAUACAGAUAAAUGGAGAAAAUUAACAGACGAGGCAUUCAAGGAUAUCUUUAGAUUAAGUGAACCAAUAUAUUUUCGAGGAGAUAAUCCUAAAACGCAGAACAAGAAGACUAGGAAUGGGUUUGAAGAGAGACUGGUGAAGAAAACAAGAGUGGAAUCAAAAUCUACUAAAGCAAAUGAUGAAUUAGCAAACAUUGGUCAAUUAACUGCCAAGUCAACAAAAACUGUUGAAGCAACAAGACUAGAUCUACAAUUAAACACCGAAAGAAACACAACGUUGAAAUCUGAUUCAGACACAACGUUGAAAUCUUCGUUCACCUUUAUAUCAAAGAAAAGGAAAGCAAGUUCAGAUAAUAUUGAGGAUAAUGUCAAGAAAUCGAAUAAGAUUGCAGCUCCAAAUUGUAAAUCCUAA